CGCUUUGGGUGCGAGAGGUCCCGAGUUCGAUUCUCGGAACGCCCCACUUUUUACUUAAGAGUUAACUUUUUUUAUUUUCUUUAAUUUUUUUAUUUACUAAUCCUUACUAAUGCCAUAAAAUAUAAGCUAUUGAAACGAGAACAUUUCGUUAGGGUUUCACUUUUUACUUAAGAGUUAACUUUUUUUAUUUUCUUUAAUUUUUUUAUUUACUAAUCCUUACUAAUGCCAUAAAAUAUAAGCCACUGAAACGAGAACAUUUCGUUAGGGUUUAGCCGUGGCUAGAGAGAGAGAUGGGAAGGAGGAUACUGAACGAUGCGUUAAGAUCAAUAGUGAAUGCUGAGAGGAGGGGCAAGGCCACGGUGGAACUGAAACCAAUCUCCAACGUCAUAUCCUCCUUUCUCAAUAUCAUGAAAUAUCGAGGAUACAUAAAGAACUUCGAAGUUCACGAUCCACAUAGAGUGGGCAGGAUAACAGUUGACCUGCAAGGAAGGGUAAACGAUUGCCGGGCACUCACUUACAGGCAGGACAUCAAAGCAAAGGAAAUCGAAAAAUACAAAACACUUAAACUUCCAACUCAUCAGUGGGGUUAUGUUGUGAUUUCAACUCCGGAUGGUGUUUUGGAUCAUGAAGAAGCCAUUCGAAGGAAUGUAGGUGGGCAGGUUCUGGGUUAUUUUCAUUAGACUUGUUUAUCUUUCUGAUAGUUGUUUGAGCUCUGCUUUAUCUGUGAACUUUCAAUCAAAUAUCUAUCUGAAUUUGGUAUCGUUUAAAACGGAAUAUUAGAAUAUAUAACUUUUGGUUUGAUGCCUGUAUUUGUAUUUGAGGAUUAGAAUUUUACAGUGUUUGCUCCAUUGGUAGCCUGCUAUCUAAGGUUUUUCACUUGAAA
Gossypium arboreum is the source of this 883-nucleotide messenger RNA. RefSeq names its product 40S ribosomal protein S15a-5. Lineage: Eukaryota; Viridiplantae; Streptophyta; Magnoliopsida; Malvales; Malvaceae. Gene Ontology annotation, cellular component: cytosolic small ribosomal subunit; ribosome. The transcript has 3 exons. Gene Ontology annotation, molecular function: structural constituent of ribosome. The record is from RefSeq and is a predicted model, not a curated record. The coding region runs from base 291 to 680 and encodes 129 amino acids. Gene Ontology annotation, biological process: translation.